AUGGCAGCUAUGGUCCCACCUGUGAAGCUGAAAUGGCUUGAACAUCUGAACAGCUCCUGGAUCACAGAAGACAGCGAGUCUAUUGCAACAAGGGAGGGAGUUUCUGUCUUGUAUGCUAAGUUAGUUAGCAAUAAAGAAGUAGUGCCAUUGCCCCAGCAGGUUCUGUGCCUCAAAGGACCUCAGUUACCAGAUUUUGAGCGGGAGUCUCUGUCCAGUGAUGAGCAGGACCACUACUUGGAUGCCCUUCUGAGCAGCCAGCUGGCACUGGCAAAGAUGGUGUGCUCGGACUCUCCGUUUGCCGGAGCCCUGCGGAAGCGUCUCCUGGUGUUGCAGCGCGUCUUCUACGCACUUUCUAACAAGUACCAUGAUAAGGGCAAGGUGAAGCAGCAGCAGCACUCGCCGGAGAGCAGCUCUGGGUCCACAGAUGUGCACUCUGUCAGCGAGCGCCCCAGGUCGAGUACGGACGCGCUCAUCGAAAUGGGAGUUCGGACUGGCUUAAGCCUGUUAUUUGCACUGCUGAGACAGAGCUGGAUGAUGCCUGCGUCGGGGCCUGGCAUCAGUCUGUGCAACGAUGUUAUCCAGACUGCAAUAGAGGUCGUGAGCUCUUUGCCGCCUUUGUCGUUAGCAAAUGAGAGCAAGAUUCCACCGAUGGGUUUGGACUGUUUGUCACAAGUGACAACAUUUCUUAAGGGAGUAACAAUUCCAAACUCUGGGGCAGAUACUUUAGGUCGCAGAUUAGCUUCUGAGUUGCUUCUCGGUUUGGCUGCCCAACGAGGUGCCCUGCGGUACCUUCUCGAGUGGAUAGAAAUGGCUUUAGGUGCUUCAGCUGUAGUAAACACCAUGGAAAAAAACAAGUUGCUGCAAAGUCCAGAAGGGAUGAUCAGCUUUGAUUGCUUUAUGAGCAUAUUAACACAGAUGCGACGGUCUCUGGUUUGUCGAAUGGCUUCCGACUACUCGAGGACAUGUGCCAGCCCCGACAGCAUUCAAACUGGGGAUGCUCCCAUUGUUUCUGAGACCUGUGAAGUGUAUGUCUGGGGUAGUAACAGCAGUCAUCAACUGGUAGAAGGAACUCAAGAGAAGAUACUUCAACCCAAGCUUGCUCCAAGUUUUUCAGAUGCACAGACAAUUGAAGCUGGACAAUAUUGUACCUUUGUUAUUUCUACGGAUGGCUCCGUUAGAGCCUGUGGCAAAGGCAGCUAUGGGAGACUAGGCCUGGGUGACUCCAAUAAUCAGUCCACACUGAAAAAAUUGACUUUUGAGCCUCAUAGGUCUAUUAAAAAGGUGUCGUCUUCAAAAGGAUCUGAUGGUCACACGUUAGCAUUUACAACAGAAGGGGAAGUCUUCAGCUGGGGUGAUGGUGACUAUGGGAAGCUGGGACAUGGAAACAGUUCAACUCAGAAAUACCCCAAACUUAUUCAGGGUCCCCUGCAAGGAAAGGUGGUGGUGUGUGUGUCAGCUGGCUACAGACACAGUGCUGCUGUGACGGAGGAUGGAGAGCUGUACACGUGGGGAGAGGGAGACUUUGGGAGAUUAGGUCAUGGUGACAGCAACAGCCGCAACAUUCCAACUUUAGUGAAAGAUAUUAGCAAUGUAGGAGAGGUUUCCUGUGGCAGUUCACACACAAUAGCUCUGUCCAAAGAUGGGAGAACAGUGUGGUCGUUUGGAGGAGGAGACAAUGGCAAACUUGGACAUGGUGAUACAAACAGAGUGUAUAAACCUAAAGUUAUAGAAGCCUUGCAAGGAAUGUUUAUUCGAAAAGUUUGUGCUGGGAGCCAGUCUUCACUGGCCUUGACAUCAACAGGGCAGGUGUACGCGUGGGGCUGUGGGGCCUGCCUUGGCUGUGGCUCCUCGGAGGCGACCGCUCUCCGGCCCAAGCUCGUCGAAGAGUUGGCUGCUACGAGGAUAGUCGACAUUUCCAUCGGGGACAGUCACUGCUUGGCGCUUUCUCAUGGUAAAACCAGUAACGUGCAAGUUGUGGCAUGGCACAGACCCUAUUGUGUGGACCUUGAAGAAAGUACCUUCUCGCAUCUCCGUUCUUUUCUGGAGCACUACUGUGACAAAAUUAACAGUGAAAUCCCCCCUCUUCCUUUUCCUUCAUCAAGGGAGCAUCACAAUUUCCUUAAACUGUGUUUGAAGCUGCUCUCUAAUCACCUUGCGCUCGCCCUGGCGGGAGGUGUUGCCACGAGCAUCCUCGGCCGACAGGCUGGUCCUCUUCGCAACCUGCUCUUCAGACUGAUGGACUCCUCUGUCCCUGAUGAAAUUCAGGAAGUUGUAAUUGAGACUCUGUCAGUAGGAGCAACUAUGCUACUUCCUCCCUUGCGGGAGAGAAUGGAGUUGCUGCAUUCUCUUCUACCCCAGGGCCCUGAUAGAUGGGAGAGCUUGUCAAAAGGCCAGAGAAUGCAGUUGGACAUUAUCCUGACCAGCUUGCAGGAUCACACCCACGUCGCUUCCCUGCUUGGCUACAGCUCCCCGUCCGACGCCGCGGAGAACUCCUCGCUGUGUGUCAGCUACGGAAACCUCUCCGAGCAAACGUACUCUGUCCAGAGCAGUCACCCAGAUACUCACCUGGCCGAAAUCCUGAUGAAGACUCUGCUGAGAAAUUUGGGCUUUUAUACAAAUUCCAGCAGUGUGGCACUGCUUCACAAACACCUUCAGCUUUUAUUGCCUCAUGCCACAGAUAUCUAUUCCCGUUCUGCGACAUUGCUUAAGGAAAGCUCUUGGAAUGGUAGUGUUGGGGAAAAACUGAGAGACGUAAUCUACGUCUCUGCUGCUGGCAGUAUGCUCUCCCAGAUCAUCAACUCCUUGCUGCUGCUGCCAGUCUCGGUCGCUCGGCCCUUGCUGAGUUACCUGCUGGAUCUGUUGCCACCUUUAGAUCGUCUCAAUAGACUGUUGCCUGCUGCAGCCCUUUUGGAAGAUCAGGAAUUGCAGUGGCCUCUUCAUG
This is a messenger RNA of Acanthisitta chloris (rifleman), 2941 nucleotides long. RefSeq names its product probable E3 ubiquitin-protein ligase HERC1. The transcript has 13 exons. The annotation marks the transcript as partial. The record is from RefSeq and is a predicted model, not a curated record. Lineage: Eukaryota; Metazoa; Chordata; Aves; Passeriformes; Acanthisittidae.